AUGCUGUCGCCCGAUGGGCCCCCGCCGCCGGGCCCGCCCCUCCCGGCCAGCAGCGAUGACGAGGGGGACUUCGUCACCGCCUCCGAGGGCGAGCUGUCCGACAGCGACCUGUGUGUGCCGGAUGUCGGGGGGUCGGGCCCGGCUCGGCGACUGCCCCGGCGCCUGCUGCGCCUGCUCCACGGCCGUGCCGCCGUCUCGUCGAGCGCCGGGUCCUCCGGGUCGGACUCCUCGUCCUCCCUGCCCGGGUCAGAUUCAUCGACCCUGGCCCCGGCGGCCCGGCUGGUCGACGCCCCGGCGCUCGGCCUGUCCUCCGAGGCCCUCGCCACCCUGAGUGGCUUCCUCGGGGACGCCGCGCUCCCGGUGCCGGAGCGCCUCCCCUCGGCCGGGGCCUCCGACCCCGGGGAUCUGUGGGUGGCGCUGGCCACGGCCCAGCGCGAGGCCCGGCACCGGCAGGCCGCCGCGGCCGCCGCGGCCGCCACCGCCGCAUGGGAGGCAUUCGAUGAUGGGGACUUCUCCGAUGUCCUUUCGCCGCCGGACUCGGACCCGGGGCCCGAUCCAACAGUGCCCACCACUGCCGGCCUGCCUCCCGCCGCCGAGCCAUGGCCCGCACCCGAGGCGGUCCAUGAGCCGGCCCCGCCGGCCAUCCUCGACCCGGCGCCAGCACCCGAGCCUGUGCCCGAGCCCGUGCCCGAGCCCGUGCCCGGGCCUGCCCUCUGGCCCGAGCCCCAGUCGCAAUCCACGUCCGAGUGCCAGUCCGGGCCCCUGGCCGCCUCCCUGCCCGCGCCCGAGCACCAGCCCCCCAGUGAGCUCACCCCCACGCCCGAGCACCGGCAUCAGCACCGGUCGCAGGGUGCGCCGCCCGGGGCGCAUGCCCACUGGCAGCCCCCCGAUGGCCCUCGCGGCCAGGCCCACCCGGGCACCCACCCCCCGGCGGCAGCUCCCCCCGGCGCACACCCCGCGCCCGAGUCCAAGCAGCAGGGCGGCCGCAGCAUGUUCAGCUGGGGCACCACCCUCCUGUCGGGCAUUCAGUCGCAGCUCCUGUCCGAUGGCUCGGCCCUCGCUGGCAGCCUCGGACGCACCAUCAAUGAGACCCUGGACCUGGCGUACCACGCCCUUGAGGGGGAACCCCCGGCCGGGGAGGAUACCCGGCCGGCCGGUCCCCCGCACGAGGCCGACCCGCGCCUGCAUCGGCUGCUGGACGGCCUCGCGGCCGAGCCCGGGCCCGGCUCGCGCGCCGGCCACCCCCCUCUGACACAGGCGCCUGACGCCCUUCCUGCCAGCGACCAGGCGCCUGGCCAUGCGUCCUGGCUUGGUGGCCGGACUCCGGCCCGGACACCCCAUUCCCCCGGGGCCGAUGCUCGGGCCGCCCUGCCAUCCCCCCUGGCGAUCGAUGCGGCCGGCCCCGCGCCCGGCUGGGACGCCGGCGACGACUGGCUGGCGGAUGCCGAUGCCUGGGGCACCGACCCGGAGCCGGGUCCUGGCCCUCGGCCCAAGGCCCAGUCCGCAAGCUCGGCCUCCAUCCGACUGCCCCCGCCCGCGGACGGCGGCUGGGACAUCAGCGAUGACCUGGAUUUGGACCUGGACGAUGGGCCCGGGGCUGUGGGCACCUCCGGGGCGCUUGCCUGGGGCUCAUCCUCAAGCCCGGCGCCGGGCGGGCCUGCCAGCCUUGCGCCCUCCCCGGCGGGCAGUCCGGUCCCUGCCGGCGCCACCAGCCCCGCCCCAGUGCGGACCGGCAUGCCGACGUCGCCGCCCCUCCAGGCAAUUGACGGGUGGGAGGGUGACAUCACUUUGUCGGACCUGGACCUGGACGGCGAUGCCGAGUCUCCCCAUGCGGCGACCCCCCAUGACAGGGGUGAGGAUGAGCUGGAGCGGGAUCGGUGUCUGGCCGCCGAGGGGGGCACCCAUCUGGCCACCAUGCAAUCGGAACGCCCUGCCGAUGGGCCGGCCGAGCCACAGGCAUCCGAGCAGGCGGAAAAAGAACGUCUUGCCGCUGAGGAGGCAGAGCGUCUUGCUGCUGAAGAAGCGGAGCGUCUCGCAGCUGAGGAGGCGGAGCGUCUCGCAGCUGAGGAAGCCGAGCGUGAGCGCCUGGUCGCCGAGGAGGCCGAGCGCGAACGUCUGGCCGCUGAAGAGGCCGCCCGCACUGCUGUCAAGGAAGCCGAGCGCCUGGCCGCUGAAGAAGCACGUCUUGCCGCCGAGGAGGCUGCUCGUAUCGCCGCCGAGGAGGCUGAGCGUCUUGCUGCUGAAGAGGCUGAGCGCGAACGUCUUGCCGCUGUUGAGGCUGAACGUUUCGCUGCUGAGGAGGCUGCCCGCAUUGCUGCUGCCGCCGAGGCGGAGCGUCUUGCUGCCAAGGAGGCCGAGCGUCUCGCAGCUGAAGAGGCAGAGCGCCUGGCAGCUGAAGAGGUUGCCCGCCUUGCUGCCGAGGAGGCCGAGCGUCUUGCUGCCGAGGAGGCCGAGCGUCUUGCUGCCGAGGAGGCAGAGCGCCUGGCUGCUGAAGAGGCUGCCCGCCUUGCUGCCGAGGAAGCCGAACGUCUUGCUGCCGAGGAGGCCGAGCGUGAACGUCUUGCCGCGGAGGAGGCAGAGCGUCUUGCUGCUGAGGAGGCUGCCCGUAUUGCCGCCGAGGAAGCCGAGCGCCUGGCCGCUGAGGAGGCAGAGCGCGAACGUCUGGUCGCCGAGGAGGCUGCCCGCAUUGCCGCUGAAGAAGCACGACUGGCUGCCGAAGAGACUGCUCGCAUUGCCGCCGAGAAGGCUGAACGCUUGGCUGCUGAGGAGGCUGAACGUCUUGCCGCCGAGGAGGCUGCUCGUAUCGCCGCUGAGGAAGCCGAGCGCGAACGUCUGGCCGCCGAAGAGGCAGAGCGCCUGGCAGCUGAAGAAGCAAAGCGUAUUGCCGCCGAGGAGGCAGAGCGUCUGGCUGCCGAGGAGGCCGAGCGCGAACAGGCUGCCCGCAUUGCUGCCGAGGAAGCUGAACGUCUUGCUGCCGAAGAGGCCGAGCGUCUGGCUGCCGAAGAGGCAGAGCGCGAACGUCUUGCCGCGGAAGAGGCUGCCCGUAUUGCCGCUGAGAAGGCUAAACGUCUUGCCGCAGAAGAGGCUGAGCGCCUGGCUGCAGAAGAGGCAGAGCGUCUGGCUGCCGAGGAGGCAGAGCGCGAGCGUCUUGCUGCUGCGGAGGCUGCCCGCAUUGCCACCGAGGAAGCCGAACGCCUGGCAGCUGAGGAAGCCGAGCACCUGGCAACCCUGUCGCCCAGCGGGCAGACCACCAGUGAUGAUGCGGUGCCAGGCAGUGAUGGCAGUGCAUCGCUGGUCCCAGGCCCCGCCGGGUCCACUCCAUCGGAUCUGGGCGACGGGUGGGGGGAUGCCGAUGACCUCCUUCUUGAUGAUCUGCUGGGCGACAUGGACACACAGCCCGCGACAGAUCCGGCCACCGGCAUCACCGGGCCACCAAGUGCACCUCUCCCCGGGCUUGAUCUCCAAGCCAACUUGCCUGCUAGUCCCUGGGCGGCCCUUUCUCCGGCCCCGGCCCGGAUGGCCACCGACCCAGUGGCCGUCGGGUCGGCCGGUGGCUGGGACACUGAGCUGCCGGACGACCUGGACGCCCUCCUGGACGGCCAGGAGGCCGACGCCACCAGCACCGACCGCGUGGACAGCUACGGCGUGGACAGCUUCGGGUCCGGUGCCGACCGGUCAAGCGGCGAUCCCUCCGGCGACGGGUGGGACGUCGAUGAUGUUCUGCUCCCCUCCGGCGAUGAAGUCCCCCCCACCGCCGAGGCCGAUGCUGCCCGGUCCACCGUGGCAGGCGGCUGGUCCGACCACGACGACCUGCUCCCCUCCGGCGAUGAAGCCCCCCCCACCGCCGAGGCCGAUGCUGCCCGGCCCACCGUGGCUGGCGGCUGGUCCGACCACGACGACCUGCUCCCCUCCGGCCAGGAUGGUCGGGCCCCUGUCGCCGGGGGCGGCACGGCCCCUGCCCCGAGCGGCUGGUCCGACCACGACGGCCUGCCCCUGACGUCCGGCGGCCCUGAUGCCGGGGGCUGGUCCGAUCACGAUGACCUGGACCUCGGCAUGGACGAGGGUCUCGAGCCGGGGCCCGCCGGGUCACCUCGCUUUGCGGCGCUCUUCGACUCGGCCGCCGCCAGCGACAACCCGGACCCUCUGUCGGUCAUCGAGUCCAAGCUCGGGUCCUUCCUGCAGGCCGGCAUGGGAUUCAUGUCUGCCGCUCCGGCCGAGGACUCCCGGCCGGGGCUCUUCGGGGCGGUGCCCCUGCUCGGGGCGCUGGCCCCGCGCGGGCUCGGCUCCGUGGUGGACGGCGUGGCCACCGGAUUGGCCCGGCAUUUGGCCGGGCACGAGCCCCGCCACGAGUCGUCCGCACUCGGCGUCGAACACCAGGACGAUGGGGACUGCCUACCACUGCUCUUCGAGGACCCCUCCCACAAUGGGCCCUUCGCCGAUAGCAUUGCACAUCGGUAUGGGCGCUUCACCCACCAGGACCCGGAGCUCUGGCAAUUCCUCGGCGGGGCAAUCGCGCCGCAUGCGGCCAUGGACAUCGCCAACCAGGCCAUCGACCUCUUUGCGGCCAGCCACCUGGACUUCACCGAAAUGGAGCACCGACACGCCGAGGCCGCUUUCGGGCAGCCCGGCCCCUCGCCAGCCCCGGUGGAGACCGCCCACCUGGUCAAUCCGAUUCUGUUUGCCUUUUCGUCCCUCGUCCCCGGGGAAUUCCCUCCCGAGGUGGAGCUGCUGUCGGCUUCGAUCGAGCGCUUCAAUGCGGCGGCCCAGGGCGCCGCCGCUGGACGCACUCCGCCCGCCGACUUUGCCGCCACGGCCCGGCUCGCGGCCGGCGCGGUGGUCCUGUGCGGCGCGCGCCUCGGCCUGAUGGGUGCCCGCCGCGCGGCCCGGGACCUGGCCCAGCUGGACCCGGUCGACCCGAGCGCCGGGCCCCGGCUGGAGGCCGGCAUCCUGGCCCUCCUGCGGCAGACACACGCCCUGCUGCUGUCCUUGAUCCGGGCACUCGAGGCUCUGCAUGCCGGGACGCCCCGCAGCAGCCCGGAGAAUGUCCCGCUGCUGGGGCAGCAGCACUUGCUCGGGCUCUUCGGGCCGGUGUUCGACGCCCUGGCGCAGGCCCUCUGA
Messenger RNA from Fonticula alba, 5118 nucleotides. RefSeq lists its product as hypothetical. The transcript has 9 exons. Bases 1 to 5118 code for a protein of 1705 amino acids. The record is from RefSeq and is a predicted model, not a curated record. NCBI's taxonomy places the organism in Eukaryota, Rotosphaerida, Fonticulaceae.